AUUUUAUCGAUAAAUCCGCGGUCACACUGUAUGACACACACUCGUAAAAAAAAUACAUCGCAGUUUGUUACGUGAGAGUUUUCAACGAUUAAUUUUGAUAUUUUGAAGUGAUUUAAUUUAAUUUUCAAUUCACGAAAGUGUCUUUAACUGAUUGUACAAAUGUAUUAAUAACAAAAGCGUUCUCCUAACAACUGCGUGUUUCUUCUAAACAUAAAUUUGAUCAAUAACCUAGUAGAGGAUUGCCACCUAGGAAGGAAGGGCAAGAUGGAUCAAUUAUUUCAGUCAUACCGCGAUGAUGAGCGACGUAUUGGUGAGGAGUAUCUGUCGAGUCUACAGGACUUGAACUGCAAUAGCAAACCGCUCAUCAACAUGCUCACAAUGCUGGCGGAGGAGAACAUUAACUAUGCCCACGUCAUAGUCCGCGUGGUGGAGUACUACAUCAGCCAGGUGCCGCCCGAGUUUAAAUUGCCCAUACUAUAUUUAAUUGAUUCGAUAAUUAAGAAUGUGAGAAGCAGCUACGUGCAGUUGUUCGCACAAUGUAUAGUCAACAUAUUCCUCAACGCGUUUGAAUCGGUGCAGCACUCCCAGUCGCAGUUGCUGGAGAAGGUGCGCGAACGGAUGUAUGCCCUGCGACAGACCUGGAACGAGGUAUUCCCACCUUCCAAGAUGUAUGCCCUAGACGUAAAGGUGAAGCGUCUUGAUAAUAACUGGCCCAUUACGGCCAAGAACCCCACCAACAAAAUACAUGUUAAUCCCGCCAUUCAUGUUAAUCCGGACUUUCUCAAAACGGGUUUGGUUCCUGGGAUGCCGGUUAACUCCACACUGCCCAGCGACAUGGAGGAGAUACUCCAGGCUAAGACCCGCGAGCUUCUGGAGCUCAAGAAACGCAAACUGGAGCUUGAGCUGGAGCAAACCAAGAAGCAUUUAGAGGAGCAAGAGCGUCAGCUGAACCAGGCGACGGAUGCUAUUGCUGUUGCACCCAAUGUCGCUAUGCCAGCGCCAGCCGCUUCUGUUGCUGCUCUUCGUCCACCUAUUAUGGAUCCAGUCGUUCGAAAUUCUCGUAACGCUGGGAAUCCUGGGAUACCAAACACGCCAGCUGCGCAACAGCCCUUUUCCGCGAAGUCAAGGGUUAAUCCAGUCAAUCCGGCUCUACUGAACUCUGUGCGUCAGCGGGAUCCACGUUUGGCGCGGCAAAUGCAAUCUCAGGUGGAGGCGGCUCCCUCGCGAUCCUCUGAUCCCCGUCUGGAGGGAAAAUCCUCCUCAUCUUCGCAUAAAUCUAGUCGAUCGCGCAGCAAGUCACCGGUACGCAACAGCAGCCGCUCUACCAAGAGCAACAAUGGCAGUAGCUCCCAUUCAAACAGCUCAUCGAAUCGCAAGCGCAGCGAAUCAAAGAGCUCAACAUCUUCAUCGGGCUCUGAUGCACGACACAAAAGUGGAGGUGGCGCUAGCAGUAGCUCCUCGACACUAUCGCCUGCCAAACGCACAUCUAAACCAUCGGCAAAGGAGCAUUCCGACCGACAUGACCGAAAUGGAUCACCGUCAAAUUCGAAGCGUAAAAGCACCUCUCCAACCACCUCGCCAUCGAAAUCUAAGCGUAAUGCUGCACACAAAUCGUCAUCGUCCAUGCGCGGAAAGUCGUCCUCGACCCGAUCACGCAGUCGCUCGCCCAUCUUCAUGGACGUUGACCUGCGCAGCGGUGGUGGAAAGUCUCCCGAACAGAAAACAGCAGCUCCAGAAUCCCUAUCUCAAGUGGCAGCAGCAGCAUCAGCAUCAUCCUCAGCCUCAGCAUUAGCAGCGGCAGUAGCAGCAAAAGUGACAAUCAUCACGAAUGAUUUAGAGAAACAUACAUUUCAAAUACUUGAACCAGGCCCUCCAGCUCCUGCAGCUUCAAGUCCACCGAUUAUGGUGGCAUCCAGUAUGGACAUUGACUUGAGGCGGCCCCAGACGCCGCCUCCGCCAGCAUUCGCCAUAGCCAAAACCAAACCACUCGACCAGAGCAACAGCAGCAGCACCGCCAACACGACCACAACAACAUUCACAUCCAACAACAACAGCAUCAGCAUCAGCAGCACAACAAAAAUUGCUAGUAGCGCCUCCAACGCAUCAUCGCCAUCAUCUACUAGUACUACGUCUUCUUCAAAAUUGCCCGCAAAAGUGUCGUUCAAAAUACAAAAACAGUUUAAUAAAUUAGAUAAAUCUACAGCGAAUUUAUCAACAGCAUUACUGCUAAGCCCAUCAACAUCAGCAUCAGCAUCUGCAUUAGCCGCCGCAUCCGCACCACUAGUCAAUCAGAGCUCGCCGCAGGGUAAUGUAUCGGAGACACUGCAGCAAUCCAUCAAUAAACUGCUGCAGGUACAAGGCAUCACUGGGGAGAAGCGUUCCGCAGAUUCGCUACCCCCAGAGAUCGACGGGGAUGAGCAGCCACCGCAGCAGAAACGCAGCAAAUCAACUAAACUGGACGCUCUCUUCGGCAGCGAGGAUGUUGAUCUGCGUCGCGAGAUUCCCGCUGUGGUAAAGCCUGGAAGUGCAAAUGCAGUCAUCGUGGUGGAAGACGACUCAAUGGACAACUGUGAUGUGGAAAAGCCACAAUCCAAAACAAAUUCGCAGCUCAAGAGGCCAUCACUCGAUGAGCUGCGCGCCAAGCUGGCCAAGUCUGCGCGUCUCCACAACAAGCUAUCCGGUAAGUCCGACAAAGUCAGAGAUCAGUCUGUGGUGCAGCGUCUCAAGCAGCUGGCCGAGCUGAAGGCCAACGAUGAUUCGCAGGAGGCGCACGACGAGAAGAUGCGCACGAUCCUCAGCCAGGCUCAGGAGAUGUACGAGAACCACAAUAUGAACCAAGAGCAGUACAAGGACCUGGUCCAGAAGGUUGUGGCCAUUAACGAGAACAGCAAGAUGAAGGAGUCCCGUCGCCGACCUGACGGUGCGGAAGUGGAGCGUAAUGCAGCCCGAGAUGCUGUUCUGCGCAAGCGGAUACCCAAGCUCAAGAGCAACGAGAAUCAUUCCUCUGGCUCGCCACGCAGCGACGGCUCCCCUAGAUAUGAGGAUCAGCCAAUACAGGGAUCGACAUCCACCGAAAAGCCGACGCAAAAUAAACGGGAGAAGUCCAAGAGAGAGAACAAGAGACGAAAGCCCAGCAAAUGGGGUGAACAGGUGGAUCCUGCGGCUGCUCAAAGGGCCGCCUGGCAGUUGGCCAAUGUCAAUAACAACAACAACAACAACAAUAACAAUAAUAAGAGAUGUGGAGCUGGAGGAGCGGGUGGUUCGCUUCCUGUUGUACCACCCGGGUUCCGGGGAAUGCCCUGGCAACAGCCGCCUGCGAUUGUGAUGCCACAAACGAUCGUCCCGCCACCACCACAGCCGCCCUCGAUGAUGGGUCUGCCACCAGUUCCGCCCGUAACAAUGACCAAGGCCAUCAAUUCGCUGGACAACCCCAUGGCGGAUGUGGUGCGCAGCAUCACCAUCGAUGGCGGAUCCAAAGAGAUUCGCUUCUACAACCAGGUGGCCAUCAUAUUUAUGGAUGGCGACGAGCCGCACGAGAUUGGCUUCCAGCAUGGCCAGCGCGUGAUCAUGAUCGAUCACAAUGAGCCUCUGCCGCUAAGCUUCAACGACGACUACAAGCCGUUCCAUCUAGAUGGGGCCCUACAUCGCAUCCGCUUUGGCUUUCCCUCCCGCGAGCUUUAUAUCGACGAUCAUUGGUAUGAGAUCUACUUUGGUGGACCGCCAGUCUCCCUGCCCAUUGGCAACAGCCUGCACGUACUCAAGGCGGAGGGUCCUCCGCCCAAUGUGGACAUUGGUCGAGUGCGUCGUGACCUGGUGGUUGGCAAAAUAAACAUGAUUGUGGAUGCCCAUACGAUUGUUCCACUCUUCCUGGAUGCCAGACAGCAGACCUUCCAGAUGGGAGCCGAGCAGCAUUCGAUACAGUUUGUGGACAGCUUCCAAUAUGCUCUCCUCGAUGGCCAGCUCCAGAAGAUCGAAUAUGGCGGCCUGCCCAAGGGCAUGAAGCUGAAUGGCGGACGCAGCUGCUUUAUCCGAUUCGGAACCCUGCCAAAGGGCGUUGUGGCCGGCAAGACGCACGUGGCUGAUAUGGUCUACAUUAAGACAGAAGCUCCGGCAGAGCCACCCCAGCCCCCACCGAUGAUUGUCCAGCCCCUGCCCGUAGUGGAGCAGCAGCCAGCGGCAGCAGCACAUGCACCAGCCGUAUCCCUGCCAGCUGCAUCCAAUGCUCUUGGCAAUCUGAAUAUCAAUGAUUUGUUCCAAAAGCUCGUCUCGUCUGGAAUAAUUGGUGGAACCUCUAUUCCGGGCAUAUCGGCUGGCGAAUCAACCUCAACCAAAGAAGCGCCCGCAGCUGCCGCUCCAGCUGAUGCCCAAGCCACAGCCGCCCCACCGGUGUACGUUUCGCCGCCAACGGAGCCCAUCAAACGCAUCAACCUACAGAGGCCAGAGACUAUCAAGACCCGGCAGUCGGCCGUGGUGGCCACGCUCUACCUGGGCAUGCAGUGCAGCAGCUGUGGUGUGCGUUUCCCGCCCGAGCAGACCAUUAAGUACAGUCAACAUUUAGACUGGCACUUCCGUCAGAACCGACGCGAGCGUGACUCGACCCGCAAGGCCACCUCCAGGCGCUGGUACUAUGACCUGAAUGACUGGCGGCAGUACGAAGAGAUCGAGGAUGUGGAAGAGCGGGAGAAGAAUUUCCUGGAUACACAGGGCCAGCCAGGAGGCCCCGAUGCAAUCGAUGAUCUCUCCCAGCAACGAUCGCUGGACUCGCCUGUGCCCACCUGCGCAGCCGGUAACGAUGAUGUGGACCGCUCCUGCGACAUGUGCCACGAGAAGUUCGAGCAGUUCUACAACGAGGAGCUGGAGGAAUGGCACUUGCGCAGUGCCAUUCGCGUCGAGGAUAAGAUCUACCAUCCAUUGUGCUAUGAGGACUACAAGACUUCGUUGAACCCGCCCGCAGAGCAGAAAGACUCCAAAGAUGUGGACAUGAACAACACCGAUGACAACGCAAUGGACACGGUACUUAAGCUGGAGGAUGGGGGUAAGGAAGAUGACGCCGCUAAGCCUGCGCCGAGCCUGUUCGAUGAUGAUGACGAUGAUGUAAUUGUGUUGCCCAACGAAGAGCCCAGCGUCACUGAAAUUGUUGACGACGAUGAAGAUGAGUAUGUCCCCGCCAAUGUGACGCGCGCCGAAAUGGGCAACGAAUCGGAGGACAAGGUGGACCCCAGCUCUGGCUGCGAGGAUGAUGUGGCGAAGCAGAAAAGCAGCCAGCAGCCACAGAAUGAAUCAGCCAACGAGUCUGAUGUGGAGAUCCAAGAGCCAAACAUUCCCUUCACCGAUCUGGACACGUAUGUGGAGAAGGAGAUGGAUGAUGAAACGCGGUUGGCCCUGCUAAAUGUAAAGAUCAAAGAGGAGCCCAAGGACGAGUACGAUGAGGACGAAGACGAUGGCUUCGAAGAUGUGGGCACGGUAGUGCCACUGCUGCCGUUGCCCGAGGAUGAGAUAUCCAUCAACAGCAGCGAAACACAAACCCAAACGAUUGGAUCCUCGCCCUCGCCGGCUACUAUAGAGCGACCAGCUUCGGUGGCCUCGCUCACUCUUCCAGCCAACGACGAUGAGCUGGAGGCCGCGGACACGGUGGCGACAGUGGCCAACGCGGAAACAGAACUGAAUGGAGAGCCGCAGGAGUCGACGCAUAACCUGAGCGCAGCAGGACCGGCACCGGCGUUACCUUUGGCUAGCUUAGUUAAUAGAAUAAAAAUAAAUAUCACUAAGAAUACAAGUAGUAUAGUAAGUAAUAGUGCCUCCAACGGCUCAUCAAUGGCCGCCACAUCGACGCCGGCAGCAGCAACGAUGGGAUCGGCAGCGGAUACGCAAGUCUCGGCUAUCAGUGUCAUAGGCGGAUCCGGAAACUGCAGUUCUCUGGAGACCUCGCAGCAGGUGAAUGCAAUUCAAACCAUUUCCACCAUUCCAGUUCUGUGCGGCGGUAACACAUUCGUCCCCAAGAUUGCAACCAGUGCUCCAGCCAAUAUCAGUUCCAUCUCGGUCAUUGGCAGCAGCUACGGCACCAACAGCCGCAACAGCAACUCAAUCGCGACCACAACGGCACCAACUUCGGCGAUAGUCUCGGCGGGAUCAUCUUCUGCCGUUGCCCAGAAACCAGUCACACCCCCGCCUGCUGUCGAUGCCGAUCCGGAGCCGGUGGUUGAACUGAAGCCAGCGUUGCGGAAUGUGACGCUCAAACGAACGAAAAAGGUCCAGAAUGGCACCGAAACAUCGGGCCUCUGCUCGAUCAUGUAACGCGUGAACACAGAUAUUCCUAUUUCAUUUUUUUGCAAUUAUUUUUACACGUUACUUAGUUUUAGAAAAUUAUGGAAACGUUCUCCAUCGCGGAGCGUUCUUUGUUCUUUGUAGGUACCCAUUACGCACUAGGGGCCGAGCUCUCCUUCCCACCAGGAGCUCUAGCCCAUACACAUUCGUCAUCAUCAGUUAUUGCGGAAAAAACAACGGCAAAAUUUAAUAAAAAACAUUUACAAUUUUAAAACUGAAUAACAUACUUUGUGAUAAUUUUAUAACACAGGAAAACGAAUUUCAAUACCCUACAAGCGUCACAUCAACAUGCUUUUCUAUCAUUGUAUAUGCUAAUUUGAAGGAAUAAAUAGAAAAACUGAAUUAACCAAAUUA
Drosophila pseudoobscura is the source of this 6678-nucleotide messenger RNA. It is a transcript of the gene Pcf11, whose product is annotated as Pcf11 cleavage and polyadenylation factor subunit. NCBI's taxonomy places the organism in Eukaryota, Metazoa, Arthropoda, Insecta, Diptera, Drosophilidae. Gene Ontology annotation, cellular component: mRNA cleavage factor complex; cytoplasm. Gene Ontology annotation, biological process: termination of RNA polymerase II transcription. The record is from RefSeq and is a predicted model, not a curated record. Gene Ontology annotation, molecular function: RNA polymerase II complex binding; mRNA binding. The transcript has 12 exons. Bases 265 to 6294 code for a protein of 2009 amino acids.